UGGAAGGAGACAGGUAGAGCCACUGUCCUUUCGGAGAGGAGGCAGGUGCUUCUCAGGUUCAAUGGCUUCGAGCAGGAGAGUGAUAUCCACGUCCUUCAUCAGGGUCAUAGUAUGCCUCUGCUUCUUCAGAUUAUCCCAAGGGAAAGGCGCGGCCAAGCAGCCAUUCACGCUGAAAAAUCUUCCUUCUUUGGAGAAAGCAAGCAGUUUCCCCACAACGCGCCACGCGACGUACGACUACAUUGUCAUCGGCGGGGGCACCGCCGGCUGUCCCCUGGCAGCGACAUUGUCGCUCAAGUACAAGGUGCUGCUGCUGGAGAGAGGUGGAUCACCUUAUGGCAACCGCAACGUCUCCUAUAUGGAGAACUUCCACAUUGGCCUGAGCAAUAUGGCGCCGGACUCAGCAUCUCAGGCCUUCGUCUCCACCGAUGGAGUCAUCAAUGCCCGGGCAAGGGUGCUGGGCGGUGGUACCUGCAUCAAUGCCGGUUUCUACAGCAGGGCCAGCUCAAGCUUCGUCCAGGAUGUUGGCUGGGAUGCAGACCUGGUGAAUGAGUCCUACCCUUGGGUAGAGGAUAAGGUUGUCCACUGGCCUAAGAUCGCGCCUUGGCAGGCUGCACUACGGGAUGGGCUUGUUCAAGCAGGUGUAUCCCCUUUCAAUGGGUACACCUACGACCAUGUUUCUGGGACCAAGGUUGGUGGCACCAUCUUUGACGAGAAUGGCCACCGCCACACAGCAGCUGACUUACUUGCAGCUGGAGAUCCUAACAACCUGAGGGUGCUACUUCAUGCUAGUGUGCACAAGAUAGUGUUUAACUCGCAACAAGGACGACUGAAACCAAGGGCUAUCGGGGUACAAUUUGCCGAUGAGGAUGGGAGACUCCACCAGGCACUCCUCAACAACAACAGAGAGAGUGAAAUCAUUGUUUCUUCUGGGGCAAUCGGCAGCCCCCAGCUGCUAUUACUUAGUGGCAUUGGGCCCAAGAAUGAUCUUAAGAAUCAUAACAUUCCUGUAAUUCUCCACAACAAGUAUGUGGGAAAACGGAUGGCUGACAACCCCAUGAACUCCAUCUUCAUACCUACAAAAAGCCCCCCUCGGCAGUCACUGAUUGAGACUGUUGGAAUAACUGGAGCCGGUGUGUUCAUCGAGGCCAGCAGUGGUUUUGGUCAGUCAUCAGAUAGCAUCCACUGCCACCACGGAAUCAUGUCUGCUGAGAUUGGACAGCUGUCCACAGUUCCUCCCAAACAAAGAAGCCUGGAACUAGCCAAGAAGUAUGCACAGGACAAACUUAAUCUACCCAAAGAGGUAUUCCAAGGUGGUUUUAUCCUUGAGAAGAUUGAUGGUCCACUAUCUACAGGCCAUCUUGUCCUCAUAGACACUGAUGUCAGGAACAACCCAGCAGUUACUUUCAACUAUUUCAGCCAUCCACAGGAUCUCAGUCGUUGUGUCUAUGGUAUCAAGACCAUUGAAAAAAUAUUGAAGACAAACCGCUUUGCUAAAUUGACUCCUGAUGCUGCUGGAUAUGAAAUGGAAAGGAUGCUCAACAUGAGUGUGCGGGCUAAUGUAAAUCUGAUACCCAAGCAUACGAAUACCACAGAAUCCCUGGAGCAAUUUUGCAAGGACACAGUAAUCACUAUCUGGCAUUAUCAUGGUGGAUGCAAUGUAGGAAAGGUGGUUGACCAGCAACACCGAGUGCUUGGAGUCUCAGGUCUCCGUGUUAUUGAUGGCUCAACAUUUUCUAGAUCACCAGGGACCAAUCCUCAAGCCACGGUCAUGAUGAUGGGCAGAUACUUUGGAGUGAAGAUCUUAAGGGGACGACUAGGACAAGCAGCUGGAGUGUAGAGUCCUCAACACCAGCCGUGUAUGAUGUGUGACCUAGAAAGGAAUUACUAAUUUUUGCUGGGGUCAAGCAUGAAUCGCCAAUGAAAAAAAUCUAGGAGUUUCAUCUGUACCCAGUAGCUAUUUGUCACGUAUGAUGCUGCACAUUAAAUUGUUUAUUGACCCAUCUUUCUUCCUUUUCUUCUUAAGUAGAGUUCGAGACCCAAGCCCUGAUGAACUACUUCAGUA
Molecule: messenger RNA, 2062 nt
Organism: Brachypodium distachyon (stiff brome)
Lineage: Eukaryota; Viridiplantae; Streptophyta; Magnoliopsida; Poales; Poaceae
Product: protein HOTHEAD
Exons: 6
Coding region: 62-1837 (591 amino acids)
Molecular function (GO): flavin adenine dinucleotide binding; oxidoreductase activity, acting on CH-OH group of donors
Source: RefSeq, a predicted model, not a curated record